CUCUCUCCUCUUUCCCCUCAAAUCAGCAAAGCAUCGCACGCUAUUUUACUGACAACAACAACAGCAACAACGAGUAAAACCAUUCUCAAAAACCCUAAUCACAACCACCAUCAAAUCUCGAUCUUCAAUUCUUUAUUUUGAAAUCCAUACUCCAAUGAUCAAAUUUUCUGGUGUUAUUCUUCCUGUUUGAUGAAGCAAUUUCGUCGACAUACGAGGAUAUGCAUCCUCUCUUUGCUUUUCCUCUCUGUUUUUGCCCCGAUCCUAUUGCUAUACGAAUCGAAGGGAUUUAUCGAAGAUUUAUCGAGUUUUAAAGGCAGGAGGGAUUUGCUGAACCUGAAUCUAGUAAAGCAGGAGGAAGGUGAAGGUUUAAGAGAACCCAUCUUAAAGGUGUACAAAGAUGUAAAUGUUGAUCCUGUUGUCACUUUCGGAUCCCAAGAUGUUGGUAUUAAAUCUGAUGAUCUCAGAAGCCGUGAAAACAAUGAUUUAACAGAAAGAAAUGGAGAUCUUGAUACAAAAGGAAAUUAUGGACAGAGCCAGGAAGAGAAAAUGCUGCUAAAUUCAGGGAGAAAGGGAGAGAUUGGUCGUGCAACACUUGGACAUGAUCAGGAUGUACCACCGCCAGCACGGAGGGUAAUUGAUAAGAAGAUCAAAGAGAUGAAAGAUCAGCUGAUAAGGGCCAAAGCUUACCUCAGUUUUGCAAUACCAGCUAGCAAUGCACAUUUGAUAAAGGAGUUAAGGUUACGAAUUAAAGAAUUAGAACGAGCCAUGGGAGAAGUCAGCAAGGAUUCCGAUUUGUCCAAGAGGGCUUUGCAGAGGAUGAGGGCCAUGGAGAUUUCGUUGCAAAAAGCCGCCCGCAUUUACCCUGAUUGCUCUAGUAUGGUCAAGAAGCUCCGUGCUAUGACUAACAAUGCUGAAGAAUUGGUUCGAGUACAGAAGGAGCAAGAAGCGUUUCUUGUUCAGCUGGCUGGGAGAACCACCCCAAAGGGGCUUCACUGUCUUUCCAUGAGGCUUACAGCUGAUUAUUUUGCUUUAAAACCUGAAGAGAGGAAGCUUCCUAGUAACCCAGAUGUGCACGGUUCAAAUCUUUAUCACUUUGUUGUGUUCUCUGAUAAUGUUCUGGCGUGUGCAGUGGUGGUGGAUUCUACCAUUUCUGCUGCAAAGGAACCAGGGAAAAUUGUGUUCCAUGUGGUGACAGAUUCUCUCAACUUUGUAGCAAUCUCCAAGUGGUUCUUGUUGCAUCCUCCUGGAAAAGCUUCAGUCCAGAUUCACAAUAUGGACAAUUUUGAUUGGUUAUCCACUAAAUACGAGCCUGCAAAUGCCGAGGGGCAUGAUUCUCAGGACCCCAGAUAUACAUCGGCUCUGAAUCACCUCCGAUUCUAUCUACCAGAUAUCUUCCCAACGCUGAACAAGAUUGUGCUUCUCGACCAUGAUGUGGUUGUACAAAGGGAUCUAACACGCCUUUGGAAGGUAAACAUGAUGGGAAAGGUAAAUGGGGCUGUGAAGACUUGCCAAGGGCACGAUCCUGCAUUUCGUCGAAUGGAUUUAUUGAUCAAUUUUUCCGAUCCUACGGUGGCAAGGAGAUUUAACCUUGAGGCAUGCACAUGGGCAUUUGGUGUAAAUGUGUUUGAUUUACGAGAGUGGAGGAGGAGGAAUCUGACCGCUGUUUAUAACGAAUACCUGCAACUGGGAAAAAAGAGACCGAUAUGGAAAUCUGGUAGCUUGGCAUUAGGUUGGAUGACAUUCUAUAACGAGACGGUGGGUUUGGAGCGGAAAUGGCAUGUUCAUGGAUUGGGAUACCAUUCUGGUAUUAAGCAGGAAGAUAUCGAACAGGCAGCCGUGAUACACUACGAUGGAGUGAUGAAACCCUGGUUGGAUAUCGGCAUCGAAAAAUACAAAGGGUAUUGGCGGAAAUACGUGAAAUACGAUCACCCGUAUUUGCAACAGUGCAAUAUAGCUUGACAUCAACAGGUUUUUGCAAAAUUAUUUCUCAUUCUUACACACUAACAACAUCCAUAGCUUUCUUUUUUUCUUUCUUGUUACCAUGAACCAAUCUUCUUUGUGUAUAUUACAAUGCAACUUUCAAUC
This is a messenger RNA of Cynara cardunculus var. scolymus (artichoke), 2085 nucleotides long. RefSeq names its product probable galacturonosyltransferase 6. Gene Ontology annotation, molecular function: polygalacturonate 4-alpha-galacturonosyltransferase activity. NCBI's taxonomy places the organism in Eukaryota, Viridiplantae, Streptophyta, Magnoliopsida, Asterales, Asteraceae. The transcript has 9 exons. The coding region runs from base 190 to 1959 and encodes 589 amino acids. The record is from RefSeq and is a predicted model, not a curated record.